CAACGAAUUUGGAAUUGUUUACAAUAUUCAGUUCACUAUGAAAAGGGAGAAUAUAAAUCACAGUUAAGGAACAUCAGAUUUUAUUAAGGUCUGUUGGUAGAGGAGUAAUAGUUUCACUGAAUCUUUUCCAUGUAUUUAUUUUUGAGACACGGCCUUGCUGUGGAGCCCAGGACUCAUUAGAUCAACAAAGGUAGACCUCCGGCUUACGGCUUGUCCUCAGACCUGUCUCUGGAAUGCAGGACCUACAAAUGUGGGCCAGCUUUAUCCUCAGGUCUUUAGAUGAGCGGGAAGGGAUGGGGGUGGGAGUGGCUUUUCCAGGAUUUGAAAUAAAAACGGAAGUGCACACCUAGGGCAAGUUUCUGUCCUGCUUCUCACCUCGCUAACCUAACAUAGGUCGUUAUUCCUGGCCAGCUCGCAACUCGAAGCAACACCUCUAUGGCUCUGCAUUUCUUUUUUCUUUUUUUCGGAGCUGGGGACCGAACCCAGGGCCUUGCGCUUGCUAGGCAAGCGCUCUACCACUGAGCUAAAUCCCCAACCCCUGGCUCUGCAUUUCUAAGGCUACAGAAUCCUCAUCUUUCAACCCAUCAGCUUGCGUUUCCAGAGGGCCCUUCAACCUGGCAUCCAUUUUCCGCGUUGUUCUGGGCAUCGGGAACACAAGCGCAAGGCUUGGAUGGCCUGAGUUACCAGAAACAAUUUGUAAGGGUCCUUGGAGAUUCCUGCAUCUAAGACAAAGCUGGAAAGUCGCAGCAGGCAGUGUUAUGGUAAUUAUAGGCUUCUCAGAUCGGUAAAAUCCCAUCGGUUUCAAGUUUCUCUUUAACAGGAAAUCAGACUAAAACUGGCCUCCGUUAUCAAUCGAGUUUGUACGGGACCUCGUGGCUCAGUUGCUGAAAAGGAACCCUAACUAUUCCUUCCCAGACCCUUGAGUACUUCUCUUUGCCAAUCAACACUUCGGGAAAGACCUCAGUCUUGCUCCGCCCAUCGCUGUGUGUGUGAAGGCAAAGAUUAGGGGCGGGACGGGGCGGGGCAGGGGGCUCUGGAAACCUGACUCCAGAGCGGGUUCCUGAAGCUGGGGACUGACUCCCGGCUCACAGAGGCAGUGGUGGCGGAGGCAGCAGGAGCGCGGCUUUGUGGCGCGCGCAGGUUCCACUGGGUGUCUUGGAGUCGUAGCCACCCGGGGUACUCUGCCUGGCAGCGGGUGUCGCAUGGCCAGCCCCGCGCGAUCUGGCUUCCCGGCGCGCACGAAUUGCCGUCUGGACGCGUUCUUGCGGCGGCACCUGCCUCCGGAGGUGUACGACGCGGUCCGCGCCUAUGAGCCGUGCAUCGUGGUGUCGGACGCCGAGAAGCACUCGUUCAAGUACGUGGUGCUGAGCGACCGACUCAUCUACCUGACCGAGAACCCGCCCAAGUCCAUCCGGCGGGUCGUGGCCCUGCGGGACGUCGUGGCCAUUGACUUGAUUGACGAUUACCCAGAGUUUCUGAAUUCACCAGACAGAGAGAUCAACCAGCACAUUCGAAUCAUCUAUUCUUCAACAGUCUUGAAAAAGGAGCGCGGGAAAGCGAAAGGUGUCCGGAAAUUCCUGUUUCCAGUUCACCACAGCAAUGCUAACAGAAAGGUUAAGCAAGAGAAUAAUGCCCCUACCUUUUGGAGAAGAAAAGUUUAUAGAAGUCAGAAUGAAUCCUCUCUCAGGUCCCAGCAGGAGAGCAACACUCCAUUCAAGGACCCAACUCCCCAUCCUUCAGACCUUAAGCAACUGUCCCCUGCAAGCCAAGGCGCCUCUCGGCCUUUGCCUACCCUCUCUAGUUGCCAGUCUGGGGCAGCUACUGACAUGCCUACCUGCUCCCUAUCUCUUGCAUCAAACACAGAAGAACCCCAGGAGCUUCCAGAUCCCAGAGACUUCCCAAGAGAAGGCUCUUUCAGGUUUGAUAGGAACGAAAGUGUGUUUGGCUUAGGAAGUUCUCUCCCAGCGUCUCCUUCGAACAGCUGUUCGAGCCUAGAGAAGGAGGAGUCAGAACUUCACCUGUAUAUUAUUUCUGCAACCUCGUCCAUAUUUCUGCACCUAAAGAGUUCGUGGAACAACUACAUUAUAAGAGCCACUCUUUUACAAGAUCCUCUGUGUGGCACUGCGCAAAGUCAUGUCCUCAGGAAUCGGAAGCCAUACAGGUCUGAGGAGAAAAUUAAGCAGUUCUGUCAACUGAAGUCUGAACUUUUUCUUAAAGACAAUACUUUGAGGAAGAUAUUGUAUUUAAUUGUGGAACUUAGAGUGGCAGCGCAGAGAAGUUUCAUUCUAAAAAGACUUUUCUGGAAAACCAGUGAGCUUUUCUACUUCCUAGUGAACAAACUUCAUGAAUAUUUGCCAGAGUCUAGGGAUAAGCGUGCAUUUCAGAACAAAAGCCAGAGGGCCGAUGAGCUCCUGGCAUGUAUUGAAAUUAUACAGACCCUAGGAUUGAUGUUCAGAGAAACAGAAAUUGAAUCCUCACGAUUGAACACAUUGGCAGCUAAGAAUUUCCCUCUUUAUCCGUUGUUGGUUGUUGUACUGGCUGGUUUUAUCACAGAGAAAGGAGCCUCCCUUGGGGAAAUGCCUCCAUGAGACCCAGCUCUCCUGCUUGAGUUCCAGUCCUGACUGCCUUUGGUGAUGAACAGCAGUGUGGAAGUGCAAGCCGGAUAAGCCCUUUCCUCCCCAGGCCGUGAUGUUUGUGCAGGAAUGGAAACCCCGACUGAGGCAGUUGUCUCUAUUCCUCCACUUCUAUGGCGCUGUGUGUUCACUCCCCGCCCUCCCUCCCCAGUGCUCCCAGGUGCCCCCUGUCUCACCUCUCCAUCCUCACAUCUUCCUCUUUCUGACUUGUUCCCAUAUUUAUACUUCGAAUGAACCUAGCCUAACCACUUACUUCUUCCGAUUACAGAAUCUACUUACCCUGUUACUUAGAAUUAGUAAUCGGUAGACAUACUUUAUAAAAUAGCUUUACUUGGAACCACCACAGCCUCCCUUAAAUCCCUCCCUGCUGAGCUUUCUGGGCUAGUGAACUCUGGAACUACACUUCCCUCAGAAUGCUUAAAAAAAAUACAUUCUCAUUUAAAUUUCUUUAAAAACAAAAAUCCACAAUAUACCUAUCAUUUCAAGGUAGUCACCUGCUUGUCUAAGUUAAGAAGUGUCGUUAGUUUGACUCCACCUGUUACUGCUUAGAAGAUUUCCCCAUUAAUGGCUUUUUGUGUU
Rattus norvegicus (Norway rat) is the source of this 3212-nucleotide messenger RNA. The record is from RefSeq and is a predicted model, not a curated record. Lineage: Eukaryota; Metazoa; Chordata; Mammalia; Rodentia; Muridae.